AUACCGCUAUUGCCCCUAACCUGGCAUGAUAGACAUGCCCAAAAAAUAAACUCCAUUAGUCCUUGCGGAGUUCCUUCUUUCUGAACUACAAAGCUGCAGCAAAGUUUCCGAGAUAGCAUGGGAGACCAUUCGAAUAGAAAGAAGAAGCACAGACAGGAGGACGAUUCUCCCACUUCCUCUACACCUUCACAAUCUCCCUCGGAAUCGUCCGACUCGGAAAUCGAGCGGCAUAGGCGCAGCAGGAAACGGCGUCGCGACGAGAGACGCAGGAUUUCUUCAAAGGGCGACAAGGACAGAGACCGAAAAAGGAGGGAUAAGAAGCACCGGAGUAAACGGAAACAUGGAAGCAGUAGGAGCAGUGGUCGGAAAUCGAGGAGAAGGUAUUCGGAUUCGGACGAGUCGGCUUCUGAUGCCACCGGUUCCGAAUCCGACAAUCCCGAGAGGUCAAGGGAGGAUCCUAAUGAUGUCGUCAACAGGAUUUUGAAGAAGUUCCCUGCCGUAGCUGGUGAUUUGGAGCAGCUUCUGAAGAUGAUUGAUGAUGGACAAGCUGUUGAUAUAAGUGGUUUAUCUGAAAGGUUAUUGGUCAAGCACCUGAGAAAGCUGUUUCUUUCCUUGAAGCUUAAGCAGAAUGGUGAUCUUGUCUUUCUACUGCCAUCAAAAGCGUGUCCUACACUUGAACGUGUGGGAUCAAUAAUUCACUCCCACACGCAGCUUCAAAAUCAACAUCUUGAUAAUUCUGCGUUGCAGAGUAAUAAGCAGUCAAAGUCACCAGAUGCUGAUAGCCAUAAUGCAAACUUGAGUUUGCCAAAUGAAGAGGCUGACACUUAUAAUGCUAAUUUAAGUCUACCUAAUGAAGAAACCUCAGCUCCAAGGAAGAGGAUGAUUGGACCUGCGAUGCCAUCUGCUGAAUUACUUGCUGCAGCUGCCAAACUAGCAGAAGCACAGGAGGAGAUGAGGGAGGCUGAGUUGGAGGAAGAUAGCGAACUGUUUAUUGGACCUCCGCCUCCUGCGGUGGUGACUGAGGCUGAGUCCACAAAUGAAGCAGAGCGUUUUGAAGAGAUUACUAGAAUUAUGGGAGUUGAGGAAGACAAUCCCUAUGAUGUUUUGGGAAUGAACAGAAAUAUGGCAAGUGAAAACAUGAAGAAGAGGUACUGGAAGUUGUCUCUUAUGGUGCAUCCUGACAAAUGUUCUCAUCCUCAAGCUCAGCAAGCAUUUGUUAAACUGAACAAAGCGUUUAAAGAUUUACAAGAUCCAGAUAAGAGAAAAGCAUUGGAUGACAAAAUAAAGCUUAAGGAGGAGCAGGAGGAAAUGAAGGCAGAUUUGCAAGCUAUGCGUGAAGCUGCACAGUGGAGACGUUUGCAAGGUAUAUCCAUGGAGGGUGAUGAUAUACUGUUAGCAGAGGUGGGGGUGAAAGCACCACCAAAAAGAGAUGAAUGGAUGACAACCCUGCCUCCUGAAAGAAAACCUGGCGGCAUGCCAAUGCAUUCAACAACAUUUAGCAAGAGUUCCAAGGAGGGGCGCGGUGAUACUAGUGUCUGGACAGAUGCUCCUUCAGAUAGAGCACUGAAAGCCAAAAUGAAUUAUUUAGAAGCCUACAAUGAGGCUACUGCACUUGCUUCUAAAGAACAGGAUACGAAAAGGGAAAAUGCAGAUGCUGAACUCGUGGAUCAGUACAACAAGGCUAACCGAUCAAAAUCUUUGGUAGAAAAGCAUCAAGAGAAAGCUCGGAGCAAGUCCAAGAAAAAAGCAAAGCAGGGGGAGGUGGAGAAAGAAGAAUGGGAAGGAAACCAUCCAUGGAAACCUUGGGAUCGCGAAAAGGAUUUGACGGCUGGAAGGCAAAGUGUGAAACUCGACGCCGAAAAUAUGACAAAGGGUUUGACUUCCAGAUUUUCUUCUGGGUCUUUCCAAAGGAACUUCCUCUAGAUGGCAAGGGUAAACACAACUUGUCUGGGAGAAAGCUUGAGGCUGCCCAGCAAUAUUGUCUUUGAAUUUGAUUGCUCCUUUUAUCUAAUUUUUCUUUCAACAUCUUUAUACAAUUCAAACUUUUCAAAAUGAGAAAUUGUAUACAGAGUAUAUACUAAUGUAAACUGCUCACAUCCCGUUUCCAGUGUGG
This is a messenger RNA of Ipomoea nil (Japanese morning glory), 2113 nucleotides long. RefSeq lists its product as uncharacterized. Lineage: Eukaryota; Viridiplantae; Streptophyta; Magnoliopsida; Solanales; Convolvulaceae. The coding region runs from base 118 to 1923 and encodes 601 amino acids. The transcript is spliced from 11 exons. The record is from RefSeq and is a predicted model, not a curated record.